Molecule: messenger RNA, 2245 nt
Organism: Pseudophryne corroboree (corroboree frog)
Lineage: Eukaryota; Metazoa; Chordata; Amphibia; Anura; Myobatrachidae
Exons: 12
Coding region: 106-1458 (450 amino acids)
Biological process (GO): mitochondrion localization; mitochondrial fusion
Cellular component (GO): mitochondrial outer membrane
Molecular function (GO): GTPase activity; GTP binding
Source: RefSeq, a predicted model, not a curated record
GUCUGAGAGGACUACAAGUUCCAUCAGCCGGCGCAGCUCAGGCUUGCUGGCAGUAAUAGAAGAAUCUGCCGGCUCCGCUGAGCGCCGGGAAUCUGAGUUGCUACCAUGUCCGGGAAGGUGAAGGUCCGAGCGGCCGCCAAUGCUGAUGCCAUGGCUGGGGCUAUGUCUGUCAAUGAGCGGAUCCUGAGAGACUGUCACAGUCUGUACACCGACCCGGAGACUGGUCUCAUUGCCCUGGCCUCUCACCUGGGCCUCACCUUCCUACCUCCCCGCAAGAAGAUCACGGUUAUGCUGAUGGGGAAUCACUCUGCCGGGAAGAGUAGUUUCAUUAAUUGGUACAUAGAGGAGCACAUACAGAGGACGGGGGUUGCCAUUGAGACACAGGGAUUCGCUUUCAUUACCAGCGGCCGCAAGCGAGAGUCCCUUACUGGAGAUGCCACCCUUCACUUAUACCCUCACUUCAAACCCCUCCAAUCCUUCCAAGGUGUGUCUGAAUACCUGUGCACAGAGAUCUCCACCUCUCGGCAGAAGAAGUUCAGCUUGGUGACCUUUGUGGACACGCCAGGGCUGGUAGACGGCGACAUGAAAUACCCGUUUGAUGUGAACCGAGCUCUCCUGUGGCUGGGGGAGCUGUGCGACUUGGUGCUGGUUUUCUUUGAUCCGAUGGGCCAGGCGCUCUGCAAACGUACACUGGACAUCGUGGAGAAGGUCAACGAAAAUCACGGGGACAAACUGCGCUUCUUCCUGAGCAAAGCGGAUGAGGCCGGAGGGGAGAGCGACCGGCAGAGGGUCCUGAUGCAGAUCGUCCAAGAGCUCUGUAAGAGGCCCGGAUUGAACAAAUGCGGCUUUGACAUGCCGACCAUCUACGUCCCCAACCCCAACAAGCCAAGCCGCUGUAUUAAUCAGAUCGAGGACGUGUGUAAGACCAUUGAGAAAACCAUCACUCAGACAGUCCAGAACACGCUCAACACUCUGGGGAGAGACUCCCAGAAACUGACUGAGACCAUUGAGACCAGACUGCGGGAAGAUGAGGAGACCGUAUGGAGAAACCGACGCGCCCGUGUUAAAGGCUGCCUCUUCGGCUUGUCUGGUUUCCUGCUUCCCGUCUUCCUCUUCGCCUCCGCCCUGUUUGGUUCCAUCUCCCAUGAGAUCUGGACCAGUGUCCUGGGAAAGUCAGGAGUGGAGACCCUGGAGAUCUAUCUGACGCCUCUCCUUACGCUGUGGUCGCUGGUCCCGGAAGACUAUGUGGGUUACACCUUCCUGGCCCUGGCGCUGCUGGCUGUGUUACUCAUGCUUCUGGCACAGAAAUGUUUCAGGACACACGAGACUCUGAGCAAGAAGCAGCGGCGAUACCUGCUGGACCGCCAUGCGUACAUUGGCGAUGUCGUGGCGCAGAGACAGAAAAAGCUGUAUGAGGAUUACCUGCGGCAGAGCGUGGGAGACCAUGACAUGAGCUGACACCGCCUGUCUCCAUUUACCCUGCAGUGACUGUAACCUCCGGCCGGGCACGGCUGACCAGAAGCUCAACCUAUGGACACUACGGCACUCCUCCACCCUCCAGGGGUGGCAUUCAUCCCCCGUACCCUGUUUUUAUAACCCCCUCCCCUGGUAUUCUGCUGUUACGUUUACUCCACACGUCGGUGGCAGCUGUUUGGCCAACUAGGGCUUGACUUAACCAUUAUUUCACCCACAAAGGGCUACUAGUCACCAUGCACCUGUUGUAUUUUCACCAGCAACCAACUACUGAUUCUUUUAUUGUUACCCCCAAAGGAUGUGCUUGUACUUCUCACCCAUAGAGCGGGUGUGUUUUGGAGCCCACUCUCCAGCACAACAUUUGGACUGCUUUGGUCAAUUUGCAUAUUUCUGGAGGGGGCGGAGCUUCCCAGGCAACUGCUCCGUAGGAUGCAUUAAGCAGUCCUGCCGUUAUCAGACCUCAAACAAAUGCGUCCUGUGCGCUGUAAUAACUGGAUAAUGCAUCUUGUCUUCUUAGAAAACAAAGGGAUAUUUUUCUAUAAAAGGACCACGCUGUUUGUUCUUCAGUGAGGGGGGAGAGGGACUGUACAUAUACCUCCUGUAGUGCCUUCCUCAUGGUAACCGAGAUUAACAUGUAAUUAACACUGCCAGUAUUGUGUGAAGGGGUGCUCCCACUACGCCCCAUCUUUCUAUUGAAAAUAAUAUUCCAGCAGCCCCGUAAUGUGAUCAUAAUCAUGUUCUGCUUUUGUACAAAAACAAUAAGUUAUUUUCA